This is a messenger RNA of Fusarium pseudograminearum CS3096, 630 nucleotides long. RefSeq lists its product as uncharacterized. The coding region runs from base 1 to 630 and encodes 209 amino acids. The transcript is spliced from 7 exons. The record is from RefSeq and is a predicted model, not a curated record. Lineage: Eukaryota; Fungi; Ascomycota; Sordariomycetes; Hypocreales; Nectriaceae.
AUGCUUGCCAUGUUAGAAUAUGACCCUUUGGUGUUUCGGCCACAACGUUCACUGCCAGCGAUUUUCGCCCCCCCACUGUCCAUGCUGCCAACAUCCCGUUACAAGGAACGACGAGCAGACCUCAUCUUGAGCAUACCUAUUUACAAGGUACCACCGACAGCGAAACGAAGCUCUUGGGGUCACAUUGGGCUGAGUUAUACUCAAGGCGGUGCGACAGGCCCUUAUGUGGACAAACUGGUGGCAGUGAUCGAUCAUAGCAGUUGUUUAUUUGCCCCUGAGCGUUCUACCUCGCGAGUGGUGCAAUCCUAUCCAGCCCAGCUCAGCCCGAAGUAUCUGGCUUCCUCCGCACAUUGGGUUAGGAAAAUAGCUGGAGUUUUCCUGGUCCUCCAAAGCCACCUAGGAGACUUGAGCCUGCCUUCCUCCAACCUUACACCGCCUCUGAGUCUAGCCCCUUCAAAUUGGCGGUAUUACUGUUAUCCUUCGUUUCAGACGUCGCUUGUACUCAGGGGUCGGAUGGCAGGUUGCGCACAUCUCGUGGGCGACUCCUGCACUAUGCCGCCGAUACCUUCCAACCCUUAUCACAGUAUCCAACAACUACACGACCCCUAUGUUUGCUAUAUAGAGCGCUAA